CGGCAAUUCUAUUAUUCAUUAAUUAGCAGCAUCAUUUGGAGACAACAGCACCCAAAAAUAGUAACUGCUCGAUUUAAUGCAAGGUAACUUGUACCGGAGUAUCGUGUUCCAGCCCCCAAGUGGUGCAGGUAGCAGUUCAUCCUUAUCUUCUGCAAGUGCCAUGAUGUUUUAAGCCGGGUAUAUAAGCCAAAAUGAGGCGGGCUGAGGCAAAAUUCAGGAGCCCCUCCUUUCCCGGCUUCGCCUCCUACAAAAUGCAGUGACAAUCUCAGCGCGACAAUGCUCAUCACCAGCUUGGGGAAGCAAUUAGAUAUUUGGAAUAUCUUUGACUCUUGAGAUAGGACAGGAACAAUGAUCUAUUCGCUACUUUUACUAGGCGCAGGUCUCGCCUCGCGGGCCUCAGCAGCAUGCAGCCGAGAAUUGCUUCGGGAGGCCACAGCGGCGUAUGUCGAAGCGCAAGCCGCCGGAGACCCGAAUCUGCUUGGUCUGGCUAGCAACGUCAGCUACUUGGAGAACGACAGUCCUGGAGAUAUCAAGAAGGGCAUUCUAAGCCAAGCCAUUACUAUCGACUUCAACCGCAGCCUACACGACACGACCCAGUGCGCCACGUUCACCGAGCUGUCUGCGGCUACCAACAAGAACCCGUACGUCAUCCACACGCGCCUGCUCUUUACCGACGACAAGAUCACGGCCGUACAGUCGGUUGUCGCGGACCAAGGCGACUGGGCGUUUAACGCGACGGGACAAUUGUACUGGACCAAACAGGAGAAGUGGGACACGAUCCCGGAGGACAAGCGCGAUACCCGCGAGGUCAUCCAGGCUGCCGGCGAUGCGUACCUCGACAGCUGGGGCGACGGUACCGUCACAGUGCCGUACGGCACGCCGUGCGCUCGCCUCGAGGGUGGCGCUUACACGGGGGGCUCGCAACCAACAGCCAACACGUGCGUGAUGCCGCAGUUCCCGGAGCCAUUCAAGGUCGGGAACCGGCGAUACGUCAUCGACGAAGAAGUGGGCGGUCUUGACAUCUUCAACGACUUCCCGUUCAUCGAUGCGGGAAAACCUGAUGGUACGCCCAGCACCAACUUUAUCCGGGUUGAGGGCGGCAAGCUCAGGUACAUCCACGAAGUCACCGUGUGCACGACUCGCAACUGUGGAAGAUAGAGGAUUGACCUGCUGUGAGAUGUGAGGUUGCCAAAAUAGUAUUGGGGAAUUGGACGUGUAGAUGUUGCUAUAGCUUAACAUAGUACUUCCCUUAUUCUUAGCCUAGGCGGCUGAUUUCUAGUAUCUUCACCUAAUGAUUGGUAUCGCUGUGCAUAACAUCCGUCCGAAUCAUGGGAUACAUCAUAUGUCACCGCAUGUGAAAAAUUCCUAUUCCACCGAAGUUCUGUUCUCUUCCGAUGUCAUGAGAUAUUCAGGCCGUAUGAAGCCGAAGUGGAACUGAGCAGAUAUUUACUAAUAUUGCGUUGGACGAAUGGGAAAUGCCCAACAUGUAUGGUGGAUUGGCUGGUAAUAAAUUUUAACUUUUAAAGUCGGAGGAGAGAACAGG
This is a messenger RNA of Daldinia vernicosa, 1543 nucleotides long. RefSeq lists its product as uncharacterized. The record is from RefSeq and is a predicted model, not a curated record. Bases 349 to 1158 code for a protein of 269 amino acids. NCBI's taxonomy places the organism in Eukaryota, Fungi, Ascomycota, Sordariomycetes, Xylariales, Hypoxylaceae. The transcript has a single exon.